Molecule: messenger RNA, 1689 nt
Organism: Cucurbitaria berberidis CBS 394.84
Lineage: Eukaryota; Fungi; Ascomycota; Dothideomycetes; Pleosporales; Cucurbitariaceae
Product: kinase-like protein
Exons: 6
Coding region: 1-1689 (562 amino acids)
Biological process (GO): intracellular signal transduction; peptidyl-serine phosphorylation
Molecular function (GO): protein serine/threonine kinase activity; ATP binding
Source: RefSeq, a predicted model, not a curated record
AUGGGCCAGAGUAACGGCAAGCCCGUCGUCUUCACCGACCAAGUGAACCUCAAUCACUUCCGGUUGCUGCGAGUCGUUGGCAAGGGCGCCUUCGGCAAGGUGCGCAUCGUCGAGCGAAAGGACACCGGCCUCACAUUCGCCCUCAAGUACAUAAGAAAAGAUGAAAUCGUACGGUCGGAAAGCGUGCGCAAUAUCAUUCGAGAGCGUCGCAUGCUCGAGCACCUCAACCACCCCUUUCUCUGCAACCUGCGGUACAGCUUCCAGGACAUUGAAUAUCUAUACAUCGUCGUCGACCUCAUGAACGGCGGGGACCUGCGCUUCCACAUCUCGAGAAAGACGUUUACAGAGGAGGCAGUGCGCUUCUGGAUAGCACAGCUGGGUUGCGCUGUGCGAUACAUACACCAGCAGGGCAUUGUACACAGGGACAUCAAGCCAGACAACGUGCUAUUGGACUCCGAGGGCCAUGUUCAUCUAGCAGACUUUAACGUCGCCUCCGACUUCACACCAAACAAGCCACUGACCAGCAAGUCUGGUACGCUCGCCUACCUCGCCCCUGAAGUGUACGAAGGCAAGGGAUACUCAUGUGAGGUUGAUUGGUGGUCCCUCGGCGUACUCUUCUACGAGUGCAUAUACAACAAGCGACCCUUCGAAGCAAGCAGCCACGACUCGCUAGCCCAGAAGAUCUCCAAGGGCGAGCCUACAUACCCCGUUACAAACCCGCCUGUUUCCAUGCCCUGCUUACAUGCCAUCAGUUCGCUGUUGGAGAAGAACCGCAAACAGCGAAUAGGCGCCAUCGGAUUCGAGACCUUCACCGACAACCCAUUCUUCCGGCCCCUCGAGUUUGGCGCGCUGGAACGCAAGGAGAUUCCCCCUGUAUUCAUUCCUUCGAGCGACAAAACAAACUUUGACGCAACAUAUGAUCUUGAAGAGUUGCUCCUCGAAGAGGCGCCGCUCGAGGCCAGAGCACGAAGGCAGAAGCCCAGAGAAGCCCUCAAAGACGAUGCGACCGAUCAAGAGAUCCGCGCAGAAGAGCUGCACAGGAUGAUCGAAACGCUGUUUGAGCCCUUCAACUACACAACCGCUGGGGAUCAGCGUCCGAUUGCCGUCGCAGUUGUAGACCCUAUCGACUCGGUUGGUGUUUCAAGAACGAGCAAUCAAAGCAACAGCGAGAACACUCCGGCAUCUGCGACAUCGCAACCAGAUCCCUGGGGACGGCCCACGACAAACAAGUCACAAGAUGGCGACCUUCAACCGACCCGCUCUACAACGAAUCCUCGAUCCACCACGCACUCGCCGAAUGGGAGUCCUCCACUUGCAACAGCCAUCCUCAACCAAACCGGAAAUACUGGCUCACCCACAUCUCAACGUGGUGAGCACGCAGAUUACUUCCCUGCAGAUGGUUCUGAAACUGCGACGCCUUCAUUCUCUCGGCCUAUGAACAACCGUCCGCGAGGCUCACAACGCAGUACUAGCAUGGGUGGGGGCGUACAGGUAGUUCUCAACGAAACCGGCCCGUGGACCGAGAUGGCUAACCAAAGUUCUGCGCUUGUACAGGCCCCUCAAGUUGAAAAACCAUCUGGCAUGCUUGGUUUCCUCAGCCGUAAAAAAGGCCGGGACAGGAGUCCCAAGGCUAAAGAGAGGGGCGUGCUCGGCAAGGAAGGCGCCAGAGUCAUCAUCAGCAACACCUAA